Molecule: messenger RNA, 1585 nt
Organism: Aquila chrysaetos chrysaetos
Lineage: Eukaryota; Metazoa; Chordata; Aves; Accipitriformes; Accipitridae
Gene: DCAF11
Product: DDB1 and CUL4 associated factor 11
Biological process (GO): proteasome-mediated ubiquitin-dependent protein catabolic process
Cellular component (GO): Cul4-RING E3 ubiquitin ligase complex
Molecular function (GO): protein binding
Source: RefSeq, a predicted model, not a curated record
UUUUUUUUUUUUUUUAAUGGGAUCCCACAGCAGCGCGGGGGGGGGGGAGGGGCGGGCCGGCCCCUCCCCCCGCCUCGGGGUGACCCCGGGGGGGGCGAGGAAGAGGAAGAGGAAGAGGAGGAAGAGGAGGAAGAGGAAGAGGAAGAGGAAGAAGACGUCGACCUGGCCCAGGUCCUGGCCUUCCUUCUGCGCAGCCCCGCCUCCCCCCGACACCCGGAUCCUGGACGGCCAAACCGAAUUGAAAUCCCAGCUGGAAUUGGCCGUGGGGCGGGGAGGAGGGGUCGGUCCCACGGAGGAGAACUUGCCCCGCCUCCUCCGUCAGCGCGAGUGGGGGGCCGGGUGCCCGCUACCGGCAGCUUCUCCCCGGGCGAGAAAUCCCGCUUGGGCUCCCAUUUCCUCCCCAAUCACGUGACCUUCACCGACUCGUACCCCCAAAAAGCGUUCUGCGGGCUCUUCUCCGACGACGGCUCCCUCUUCGUCUCCGCCUGCCAAGACCACACCCUGCGGCUCUACGAGUGCCGGGGGGAGGGGCUGCGCCUCUUCCGAGCCGCUCGGGGGCGCGACGUCGGCUGGAGCAUCCUCGACGUCGUCUUCACCCCCGACGCCGCCCACUGCCUCUACUCCAGCUGGUCCGACUAUGUCCACGUGUACGACAUCUACGGGGACGGGGACAAUCACACGGCCCUCGACCUGCGGCCGGAGGAACGUCGCUUCGCCGUCUUCUCAUUGGCCGUGGGGCCGGACGGGCGGGAGGUGGUGGGCGGAGCCAACGACGGCUGCCUCUACAUCUACGACCGGGAGGUCCAACGCCGCGUCCUACGGGUGGAGGCCCACGAGGACGACGUCAACGCGGUGGCGCUGGGGGACGCGGGGGGGCAGCUCCUGCUGUCGGGCGGCGACGACGGCGUCUGCCGGGCGUGGGACCGCCGCCUGGGGGAGGGGCGGCCCCGCCCCGUCGGCCUAUUGGCCGGCCACCGCGACGGCAUCACCUUCCUCCACCCCCGGGGCGACGGCCGUUACCUGGCGUCCAACUCCAAGGACCAGACGGCCAAGCUGUGGGACCUGCGCCGCCCCGCCGGCCCCGCCGGAUUGGCCGCCGCCCGCCGCGCCGUCGCGCGCCAGAGCUGGGACUACCGCUGGCAGCGGGCGCCCCGGCGCGCCAUGGCGACGGCGCCGUUGCCGGGCGACAGCUCGCUGAUGACGUACCGGGGUCACGCGGUGCUGCACACGCUCCUGCGCUGCCGCCUGUCCCCGCCCCGCGGCGGGGGCGGGGCCUACCUGGGCACGGGCUGCGCCUCGGGGGCGGUGCUGGUAUACGACGUGCUGACUGGCCGGGCGGUGCGGCGGCUGGCCAAUCACGGCGCCUGCGUGCGGGACGUCUGCUGGCACCCCCACGAGGGGACCCUGGCCAGCGCCUCGUGGGACGGCACCAUCCGCCUGUGGGAUUACCAGGAUCCGCAGGCCGAGGACGCGGGGGGGGGACACGCGCCCCCCGACCCCCUGCCCCACAGAGCCCUAGCCCCACGGCGACGUCCCCCCCCCCCCCAAUAAACCCGCUGCGACCCCCAAGUACCGCCUGGGGGGG